This is a messenger RNA of Nothobranchius furzeri (turquoise killifish), 8159 nucleotides long. RefSeq names its product DOP1 leucine zipper like protein A (gene dop1a). Lineage: Eukaryota; Metazoa; Chordata; Actinopteri; Cyprinodontiformes; Nothobranchiidae. The record is from RefSeq and is a predicted model, not a curated record. Gene Ontology annotation, cellular component: endosome; trans-Golgi network. Gene Ontology annotation, biological process: Golgi to endosome transport.
GGUGGAAGACGUCCACACGGAAGACAGUCGGACGUGCGGCUAAUCUGCAGUGCAGUCUGGGAGCUGUCAGUCCUUUAGCAUUGUGCCGCUGGCGAUGGCAGCCACUCUGUGUUUACCGAUCAUUCACGCACCGCGGGACUGUUGGAAGAUAGAUAAGAACGUGUAGGAUGUAAUUUCCUCUCCGUCGCGAUCAAAGCGUACUUCACGGGCUACCUGGAAGCUUUUAACGACCUGACACCGGAGCGGGCCCCAUCUUUAAACAUUCCGCUAAACAGCUAGCUUUCCUGACGCUGUCAGCUGUUUUUUACUCAUCGAACUGGAUAUAUGAUUGAAUGGCAGUUUUUGUUUUCUAACGGGGUGGUGCUCUUCUGUAUGACCGGUGUUGCACAUUAGUUCCAACCCGCCAGGAGAAUGAAUGCAGAGGAAGUGGAGCUGCUCAGUGACUCCAAAUACAGGAACUAUGUGGCAGCCGUGGACAAAGCCCUCAAGAACUUUGAGUACUCCAGCGAGUGGGCUGAUCUCAUCUCUGCACUGGGCAAACUUAACAAGGUUUUGCAGAACAAUGCAAAAUAUCAAGUUGUUCCCAAGAAGCUGACAAUAGGCAAACGCCUGGCCCAGUGCCUCCACCCUGCCCUGCCCAGCGGGGUGCAUCGCAAGGCCUUGGAGACCUACGAGAUCAUCUUCAAGAUCAUUGGGCCCAAGAGGCUGGCCAAAGACCUUUUCCUGUACAGCUCUGGGCUCUUCCCUUUACUCUCCAAUGCUGCUAUGUCUGUGAAGCCUGUGCUGCUGGGGCUCUAUGAGACCUACUAUCUGCCCCUGGGAAAGACCCUGAAACCGGGCCUGCAGGGUUUACUGACUGGAGUCCUGCCUGGUCUGGAGGAGGGGUCAGAGUACUACGAUAGAACCAACACCUUGUUGGAGAAGGUGGCUGCAGCGGUGGAGCAGUCGGCCUUCUACAGUGCCUUGUGGGGCAGCAUCCUGACCAGCCCUGCCGUUCGCCUCCCUGGGGUGUCUUUUGUUCUGCUGCACCUCAACCGGAAGCUGUCCAUGGAGGACCAGCUGUUUGUCAUGGGCAGUGACAUUGAGCUCAUGGUGGAGGCAGUAUGCACGUCUGUCCAGGACUCCAGUGUUCUGGUGCAGAGGAGCACUCUGGACUUGAUCCUCUUCUGCUUCCCCUUCCACAUGAGCCAGGCGACUCGACCCGACAUGAUCCGAAUCCUGUCAGCAGCUUUGCAUGUGGUUUUAAGAAGAGACAUGUCCUUGAACCGCAGACUCUACGCCUGGUUGCUGGGCUUUGACAACAACGGGGGGGUGGCAGGCCCCCGCAGCACUCGGCAGAGCAACCCAGAGGAGCACGCUACUCACUACUUCAACAGCUUCUCUAAGGACUUGUUAGUCCAGGCAAUGGUUGGAAUUCUCCAGGGUAAGGCGCGCGGGGGGGAGGAGGAGAGCAUCCUCAUGCACGACCUCAAGCCCUUUCGCAUCCUGAUCAGCCUACUGGACAAACCAGAGCUCGGGCCCGCCAUCCUAGAGGAUGUUCUGAUUGAGGUUUUUCGGACUCUUUACACACAAUGCAGGAUGGAAUUAGAUCUUCAGAACCAGAGUCCAUUCAGCAAAGAUCACACACACCUCAGCAGCAAACUUAGAGAGAACAAGAAGACAGCCGAGCUGAUUAAAACAGCAAACCUCCUGUUCAACUCGUUUGAGCCGUACUACAUGUGGGACUACAUCGCUCGCUGGUUUGAGGAGUGCUGCAGGAGGAAGGUGACCAGCGGCUCACACUCAGCUCGGCAUGCUGGGAGCGUGGCGUCUCCUGAGCUUUCUUUGGUGGAGUUCUGUCGAUUAGUUGAUUUUCUGCUGGACAUUGUUUCCUUGCCCACUAGAAGCAUGAGGGUAAUCUGCCAGGAGACGUACAUUGAAAUCCAGACAGAGCACCUUCCUCAGCUGCUGUUGCGGAUGGUGGCAGCUCUGACCAGUCACCUGCAGGCCCUGGGCCUUGGGGAGCUCACCCACUGCCUCCGACUCUGCUCCAAGAUCCUCAGUAAGGUGCAGCCUCCUCUGGUGUCUCCGCUGGCUCUGCCUGCGAACCCACAGGCCCAGGGCUUCUCUGGUACCGGCAGCUCGUCUAACUCGGCAAGGGACGGUGGACGAGACGAGGACAACAAACAGACUCUCCCCUCCACCCUGGUGGUACCUGGCAGUGAAUACGUGUUUGAAGACGGUGAACGCCUUCCCAGCAGUCGCUCCCCUGAAAGUGGCUUUACAGACUUUGUCCAGUACCAGGAAGACGGCUCUGAGGACACCGAGCGAGCCCCUCACCCCCACCCAGCACUCAGGACGGGCGGCCACUUCACAGGCCCUUGUCAGACCAAGCUUCUGGAUAAACCCGUCAUGCAGUGCUGUCUGGAGCACUUCCAGCAGUUCCUCUCCCGCCUCGUCACCUUGUAUAUUGUCCCCGUGCGGGUGGACGAAGCUGAGGGACAGAGACGAGAGCUCGUGCCUUCUGGACCUGUGGUUUCGGACAGCUGCCAGCACAGCGAUCUUACAGAGUUGGGGGCAAUCCAACGAGAGCGUGUUUCUGCCUUCACCGCUGCCUGUCAGCUCUUCUUGGAAUGUUCCAGUUUUCCGGUCUACAUCGCAGAGGGAAAUCUCAAAUCCUCACCCACACAGGAAGUACAGCUCGACAAUCAGCAGGUCCGGCUGCCCGUGUGGCUGCAGACACUGAUGGAUGCCUGCUGCCUGGCCAGUGACUUCAGCCUCCAAGGUGUUGCCAUCUCUCUCCUGAUGGACCUAGUAGGCCUCACACAGUCAGUUGCCAUGGUGACCGCUGAGAGUGCGGCAUCACGCGACAACUCGGACUCCGCCCAGCCAAUGAGUCCCAGCCAGGGUCGAGUGGCUGUGGUCAUAAGGCCUCCUCUCACUCAGGGAAUCCUGAAGCACAUUGCAGAUAAAACCGACUUCUUUAAGAGUGUUGCUCUGAUCUUGUGGAACCAGCUGAGUGAAGGGACUCCUCAACAUCAUCAGCGCAGCGUGGAGCUCUUCUAUCAGCUCCACAACCUGGUUCCUUCCUCUAGUAUCUGUGAGGAUGUCAUCAGCCAGCACCUCAUGCACAGAGACAAGAGGAUUCGUCUGGAGGCCCAUGUGAGGUUCUCCAUUCUGUGGCAUCUGACACGAGAUCUGAACAUCACCAAGUCGUCUCCUUUUAGCCGGACGUUUGACAGGUCUCUCUUCAUCAUGUUGGACAGCCUGAGUUACUGGGAUCCAUGUACCAGCGCGGUCGGUCGGGCUUGGCUAAAUCAGGUCCUUCAGAGGCAUGACAUUGCACGAGUCCUCGAGCCUCUUCUCCUCAUCCUGCUCCACCCAAAAACUCACAGAGUCUCCAUUCAGAGGGUUCGAGCACAGCGCCACUGGGCUCAGGUGUUUCCUGACCCACCUGAGCAGGAGCCAUCAGAAGCCAUCUACAGCAGAAACGCCGGGCUUCCUGACCACUUGUGCUCGAUCCCGUGUGAAAGAGUUGGACCGGAGGAGUUCGGAGGUUUGAUGAUGGAUGACAUGGAGCCCUUCUGUCUGACCGUCAACCCGUUGAGUGACAGUUUGUCUAUUCUCAGCUUGAGCAGUGAGAACUUGCAGUUAGCUGGUGAAUAUCACCCAUCGGGCCAGCAGGGGGAGCCUCGGAGCUCUGAAUCCAGCGGCUCCCAUUCGUCCACACUGGAAAAUGGUAGUUUUGAUGAACCUGAGGGAGUCAGCGGCAUGUUAAAUGGGUCGGACCAGCAGCCUGGUUUCUCUGAUGACACAUCUGAAGACUCAAUAGAGGAGGCCGCGUACUGCGUCAUAAAGGAACUCAUCGACAGAGUUCUGAUUCUGGUAGAUGAGCAAUCUCAUGAAUCACCAUCUCCACCUGAAAACUGGCCCCAGUCUGAUUCUGAAAGCACUUCUUCAGACACCUCCGUCUGUCCCCGUCUGGACCCCUGCCUUUCUCAUAACUCCAACCACCAGAAUGUUCCCGAGAUGUUGGCUGAAGGCACACUGGAGUUCCUCUGUGUUACACCCGCUGAUGCAUCAGCAGAGGAGCAGCAUAAGGAGGGUAUUGCGCGCCAUAGUUCAUCGCCCUCCAUCGUCACGUUGCCAGACGGCUCCGACCCAGCCACUCGGGACCACACCCUGCAGGUGGAUGACCCUCGAGCUCGCAAGCGUAGCCACAGCAGCACCCAACUGAGCCUUAAGGGGAAGAUUAUGGAGAGGCUAGCAGACAAAUCGCCUGGGGCGAAGCCAAGGAUCAAGAAGACUAAGAGGAAAGAGGAGGAGAGGCAGAGAAAAGCAGCAAAUCAAGCAGAGAAAAUGCAUCCACCCAGCAUUUUCUUUGGGGACAGUCUAGAUCUGGAGAACUGGUACAGCUGUGGUGAAGGUGAGGUAUCAGAGAUUGAGAGUGAAAUUGGCUCACCAACUGGGGGUUCUGGGGAGAGUGUUGGUGGUUCCGUCGCCACAGGCCGCAGAUCCUCCUCAGCUCCUCGUUUUAACAUCCACCCUCUCUACCAGCAUGUCCUGCUCUACCUCCAGCUGUACGACUCCUCCAGAGCCCUCCACUCUCUGUCCGCCAUCGCAGCCAUGCUACGAGCUGCCCCCUCAGGCUUUGUGAGUGCCAUCUCCACCACCAGCAUCAACAACACCUACACGCCACAGCUCUCCUUGCUUCAAAACCUGCUAGCUCGCCAUAGGAUCUCUGUCAUGGGCAAAGACUUCUACUGCCCCAUUCCCCAGGACUCCCAUUCCCACACCUUCCGCAGCGCUAUGUACCUGGAGAUAAUCAUCUCACUCUGCCUCUACUUUCUAAGGAGUUACUACUCUGCACAUGUGACAGUGGGCUCUCAGGACUUGGCAGGAAACCGGGCCAUGCAGCUUACCAGUGUGGAGGUCCUGACCCUCCUUUUCAGCGAGCUAGCCAAAGUCACAGCUGGCUCAGCUAAGGGCUUUGCUAGCUUCAUCAAUGAUGUCCUCUCAAAGUGCAAAGUUCAGAAAGUCAUUCUUCAUUGCAUCCUUUCCUCCAUAUUCAGUGCUCAGAAGUGGCACGAGCAGCGGGCGGCUGGGGUUAACGUGGCCACGGUGGAGGAAGGUCUCUCAGAGGACAGCGUCAUCAACCUGUCAGAGGACCAGAUAGACAGCUGCAGCGCCGUCCAGUCUCAGUUACUCAGGCUGCUGCAGAGUCUAGUCGUCCUUGAGCAUAGGGUCCUGAUGCCGGCUGAUGAAGGUGGUGAAGGUGGACCUGUGGGAGGAGGAGCAGGUGGAGGGUCAGUAGGAAGCGGUGCAACAGGGUUUGAGAUCCUGGGUGGGGAAGUGGAGCACGUCAACCCUCAGCAGCCAAUGACUUCGCUGCAGUACCUCCACGGACAGCCAAUUACGGCACAGGGCAUGUUCCUGUGUGCAGUAAUCAGAGCGCUGCACCAGCACCACGCCUGUAAGAUGCAUCCUCAGUGGAUCGGACUCAUCACGGCCACCCUGCCUUACAUGGGGAGGGUGCUGAGGAGGGUGGUGGCCUCGGUUACUCUGCAGCUGUGCAGAAACCUGGAUAAUCUGCUCCAGCAGUACCGCUAUGAGACCGGGAUAAUGGACUGCAGACCUCAGUGGCUGGCGCUCUGCAUUCCUCCAGACCUGGUUCUGACUGUGCUGGAGGGAGUGACCUCUAUCAUCCAUUACUGUCUGCUGGAUCCCUCCUCCCAGUACCACCAGUUACAUGUGAGUGUGGACCAGAAGCACCUGGCUGAGGCCCGUUCAGGCAUCCUGUCCAUCCUCCACACCAUCAUGUCCUCUGUCACCUUGCUGUGGAGCAUCCUCCACCUAGCUGACAGCUCAGACAGACCAGCGGCUGCUUCAGCCGCCUUCACCUCCAACAUCAACCUGGGCUCCACAAAGAACCUCCGUCAGCAGAUUCUGGAGCUGCUGGGUCCAAUCUCCAUGAACCAUGGCACCCAUUUCAUGGCAGCAAUAGCUUAUGUCUGGAACGAGAGGAAACAGGUCAAAGCUCCAGUCAGAAAUAAGGUGAUUCCUCUAGCCAGUGAGGAGCAGCUGCUGCUGGUUGAGCUGGUCCGCUCAGUGAGCGCCAUGCGCACCGAAACCGUGAUCCAGACGGUCAAAGAGGUGCUGAAGCAGCCGCCGGCCAUCGCAAAGGACAAGAAGCACCUCUCUCUGGAAGUCUGCAUGCUGCAGUUCCUCUAUGCCUACGUCCAGAGGAUCCCCGUUUCUAGUCUGGUUGACAGCUGGCCGUCCCUGCUAGUACUGCUGAAGGACUCAGUCCAGUUGGGCCUGCCUGCUCCGGGACAAUUUCUCAUCCUGGGAAUUUUGAAUGAGUUCAUUUUGAAGAAUCCAAAUCUGGAAAGUAAGAAGGACCAGCGAGAGCUGCAGGAUGUUACCCAUAAGGUGGUGGAGGCCAUCGGGACCAUAGCGGGCUCCUCUCUGGAGCAAACCACUUGGCUCAGGAGGAACCUGGAGGUGAAAGCAUCUCCUCAGAUCGUUGUGGAUGGAAGCAACCUGGAGGCAGACGUAGAAGAUUUAAUGCUCACGGUGACUGAGGCCUCCAGCUUCACUCCCUCUGUGUACAGCGUUCAUGCCCUCAUGCUGUUGGCUGAGGUGCUGGCUCACCUGUUGGACAUGGUGUUCUACAGUGAUGAGAAGGAGAGGGUCAUCCCCCUGCUGGUCAACAUCAUGCAUUAUGUAGUACCCUACCUCCGCAACCACAGUGCCCACAAUGCUCCUAGCUACCGGGCUUGCAUCCAGCUGUUGAGUAGCCUAAGCGGGUACCAGUACACCCGCCGUGCCUGGAAGAAGGAGGCCUUUGACCUCUUCAUGGACCACACCUUCUUCCAGAUGGAUGCCUCCUGCGUGAGCCACUGGAGAGCAAUCAUCGACCACUUGAUGACUCAUGAUAAGACCACAUUCAGAGACCUCAUGACUCGGGUGGCUGUAGCUCAGAGCAGCUCUCUGAGUUUGUUCACCAACAGAGAUGCUGAGCUGGAGCAGAGAGCCAUGCUGCUCAAACGUCUUGCCUUUACCAUCUACAGCAGUGAGGUGGACCAAUACCAGAAGUACCUGCCAGACAUACAAGAGCGUCUGGUGGAGAGCCUACGCCUGCCUCAGGUGCCCAUCCUUCAUGCUCAGGUGUUUCUUUUCUUCAGAGUUCUGCUGCUACGCAUGUCACCUCAACAUCUCACGUCACUGUGGCCCACCAUGAUCACUGAGCUGGUUCAGGUGUUUCUGUUGAUGGAGCAGGAGCUAGCAGCAGAUGAGGACAUCACCAGAACGUCAGGGCCGUCGGUUGCUGGGUUGGAGACCACCUAUUCUGGAGGGAACGGCUUCUCCACCUCCUACAACAGUCAACGCUGGCUCAACCUCUACCUCUCUGCUUGCAAGUUCCUGGAUCUGGCCUUGGCCCUGCCUCCUGAGAGCCUGCCUCAGUUCCAGAUGUACCGCUGGGCCUUCAUCCCUGAGGCUUCAGAUGACUCAGGGUUGGAGGUGAGACGUCAGGGGACACACCAGAGGGAGUUUAAGCCCUACGUGGUCCGCCUGGUGAAGCUGCUGAGGAAACGAGCGAAGAAAAACCCAGAGGAGGAUUGCUCGACUCGAACCCUGUCCUGGGAGCCAGGUCACUUGAUGCUGACUCUCUACGUUAUCCGCAGCAUGGAGCAGCUGCUGCCCUUCUUCAACCUGCUUAGCCAGGUGUUUAACAGCAAGGCCAGCUGUCGAUCAGGGGCCACCUUCACCCACAGCCCCGCUGACUCCUCCUUCCCCGGCAGUAAGGAUGGACAUAAGCUGGAGAGCCAGAAGGUCUUCUGGAGUCGAGCUCGACAGAACAUCGAGGAGAUGGUGGAGAAAGACUUUCUGGAGGGCCUCAUCAAGACGUGAGAACAAAAGAGGAGGCGAGCUCCAAUACACCUGAUCACUAGUGAAAAACCUCAGCUUGUACAUAAAGAUCAAUAACAGGAUAUGAAGGGUUAACACUUUGUACAUGUUUUGUAUUUGGAACGAUUGUUUUACUUUUCAGAAGCUACUGUAUUUAAUUUUAAUAAUUGUAUAUAUGGAGCAGCUUUUAACAUUUUCAGUGAUUCCUUUAGAACAAAGUGAAAAUGCUGAGUCAUUCCAUGUUAUGUGACUUAAUAAAAAGUUUCUAA